UUUCAAUCCUCAAAUACACAUGUCCGAGACUCCGGUCGAGCCGAACGCAGGCUCUACAAGCACAAGCUUCAGUGAACCCACGCCCAGAGGCCCACCGCCGUCCGUCACGCUAGAGCAGCCAGAGAUGCAUGCGCGCGUGUUUACGCCCGACCAGCUCAACGACGCGCCGUUCGUCAUGCUGCCCAGCGGCGCUCCCAAGGCCGACAUUCUCAACGGGGUCAAUCUAUGUGAAUCCACGUUCAAGGACAUGGUAUCCUGUCUCCGUCGAGGGAAAUCGGAGGCCAUCUGUCAGGAUCAGUUGCUGGCUUUUUUGAUCUGCCGGAAUCGGAGGAACGAAGCUAUCGCAAUGCGCGUACGUGAAUGGGAGACACAGCGGCUUGCGGCCAUGUCGCCACGAGAGCGGAGUGUGCAAGUCAAGUUGACCGACGUUCUGAUUCAAGAAACAAUUGUCAAGGCUGCUGAUGCGUGCGGCUCACCAGAGUUGCAAAAGGAGAAUGCACGGUUUUGUGCCCAAGUGAUGAGCGAACUUCGGCACUUCCAAGCCUGGCACAAGCGGCUACAGAGCGAAUGAGCCCCAGCAUCAUUCUCUCGCGCGUUUGUGUGCAACUGGCGUCA
Molecule: messenger RNA, 615 nt
Organism: Capsaspora owczarzaki ATCC 30864
Lineage: Eukaryota; Filasterea; Ministeriida; Capsasporidae
Exons: 3
Coding region: 20-571 (183 amino acids)
Source: RefSeq, a predicted model, not a curated record